Molecule: messenger RNA, 1938 nt
Organism: Indicator indicator
Lineage: Eukaryota; Metazoa; Chordata; Aves; Piciformes; Indicatoridae
Gene: SLC2A13
Product: solute carrier family 2 member 13
Exons: 10
Coding region: 1-1938 (645 amino acids)
Biological process (GO): transmembrane transport
Cellular component (GO): membrane
Molecular function (GO): myo-inositol:proton symporter activity
Source: RefSeq, a predicted model, not a curated record
AUGUCCCGUAAGGCCAGCGACAAUGUGGAGUACACGCUGCGGAGCCUGAGCAACCUGAUGGGCGAGAAGCGGCGGCGCCAGGCGGACGGCUCCGCUGCCUCGGGCGCGGCGGCGGGCGAGCGGAGCCUCAUCGCCGCCGAGUCGUGCUCCAGCCUUAACAGCGCAGCCUCGGGUGGCGAUUUGGAGCGGGCAGCGCGGCGGCAAUUCCAGCAGGAUGAAACCCCCGGUUUCGUCUAUGUGGUGUCGGUCUUCUCCGCCCUGGGCGGCUUCCUCUUCGGCUACGACACCGGCGUGGUGUCGGGGGCCCUACUUCUCCUCAAGAGAGAGCUCAACCUGGACGCCCUCUGGCAGGAGCUGCUCGUUUCCAGCACGGUGGGCGCCGCCGCCCUCUCCGCCUUGGCCGGCGGCGUCCUCAACGGUCUGUGUGGUCGGCGGCCCUGCAUUCUGCUAGCCAGCGGCCUCUUCACGGCUGGGGCUGGCGUGCUAGCCGCCGCCCGUGACAAGGAGACCCUGCUGGGGGGACGCGUGGUGGUGGGGCUGGGCAUCGGUUUAGCAUCUAUGACUGUGCCAGUAUACAUCGCAGAAGUUGCUCCACCCCACCUAAGAGGCAGAUUAGUCACAAUUAACACUCUGUUCAUCACUGGAGGGCAGUUUUUUGCAAGCGUCGUUGAUGGAAUCUUCAGCUACCUCUCGAAGGAUGGAUGGAGGUACAUGCUGGGCCUGUCUGCUGUUCCAGCAGUUAUACAAUUUUUUGGAUUCCUGUUCCUUCCUGAAAGUCCCCGUUGGCUUAUUCAGAAAGGCCAGACUCAGAGAGCACGAAGAAUUCUGUCUCAAAUGCGUGGCAACCAGGCAAUCGAUGAGGAGUAUGACAGUAUCAAAAACAACAUUGAAGAGGAAGAAAAAGAAGUUGGAGCAGCUGGACCUGUGAUCUGCAGAAUGCUAACAUACCCUCCAACUCGAAGAGCCUUAAUUGUGGGUUGUGGUCUGCAGAUGUUUCAACAACUGUCAGGGAUUAACACCGUCAUGUACUACAGUGCUACCAUUUUGCAGAUGUCAGGAGUUGAAGAUGACAGGCUUGCAAUCUGGCUGGCUGCACUGACAGCAUUUAUCAACUUCAUUUUUACUCUUGUGGGCGUGUGGCUUGUUGAAAGAAUGGGUCGCCGGAAACUUACACUCAGUAGUUUAACAGGUACUGCUGUAGCACUCAUUAUCCUAGCUUUGGGAUUUUUGCUAUCAGCUCAGGUCUCGCCAAGAAUCACACUUAAUCCACCCGAUCCUUCACAUCAAAACUCUACCUGCACAAAAUACAGUUACUGUAAUGGAUGUAUGUUAGAUCCAGUCUGUGGUCUCUGCUACAAAUUUAAUAAAUCAAGUGUUGUCGAGUCCUCGUGUGUUCCUGUUGAUAAAGAUUCUACAGUGAAAGCAGCUUGGGGCAGGUGUUCAAAUGAAACAGUAUUUAAAAAGGAAGAUUUGUUUUGGGCAUACAAUUUCUGCCCCACACCAUACUCUUGGACAGCACUUCUGGGCCUUAUUUUGUACUUGGUUUUCUUUGCACCUGGGAUGGGUCCUAUGCCCUGGACCGUCAAUUCUGAAAUUUACCCUCUUUGGGCUAGAAGUACAGGAAAUGCAUGUUCCUCUGGAGUCAACUGGGUUUUCAACGUGCUGGUGUCACUGACGUUUCUGCAUACAGCUCAAUACCUGACAUACUAUGGAGCCUUCUUCCUCUACGCAGGGUUUGCUGCCUUGGGACUGGUUUUCAUCUAUGGCUGCCUUCCUGAGACUAAAGGGAAAAAACUAGAGGAAAUUGAAUCUUUGUUUGAGAACAGGCUGUGCACAUGUGGUAUGUCAGAUUCUGAUGAAGGGAGGUAUAUUGAGUAUAUUCGGGUGAAGGGAAGUAAUUACCAUCUUUCUGACAAUGAUGCUUCUGAUGUGGAAUAA